Messenger RNA from Phacochoerus africanus (Common warthog), 7785 nucleotides. RefSeq names its product inositol polyphosphate-4-phosphatase type I A (gene INPP4A). Gene Ontology annotation, molecular function: phosphatidylinositol-3,4-bisphosphate 4-phosphatase activity. NCBI's taxonomy places the organism in Eukaryota, Metazoa, Chordata, Mammalia, Artiodactyla, Suidae. The record is from RefSeq and is a predicted model, not a curated record. Gene Ontology annotation, cellular component: cytoplasm. The transcript has 25 exons. The coding region runs from base 1381 to 4383 and encodes 1000 amino acids.
GGUAUCUGGCACAGCAGCUGCACCCACCAUCUCACCAUGUGUCUGAAACGGGCCCUGUAAAUACAGUGUUUCAGAGUCAUGUUGGAUGCUUGUCGUUAGCUUCUAAGUCUCUGAGGUGGCCUGGGUAGUUUACCCCCGGACUGGAUGUGUAGUGACAUCACACAGCAGCCUUGUGCAAGGAGGGGAUGUCUGCAAGGCCCCGAAGGCCUGGGAGGCAGGGUAGUGGAGGCUCCUGGGCCAUGCCUGCUGCUGGCAUUCCCUCUUCUGGGAGGGCUCAGGCCCAGGGCCAGGGACCCGGGGCUGCUCCAGAGAGCAGGGUGUGGUGAUGACUCCACAGUGCUCACAGAUGUGUGGUGUGAGGCUGCACAUAGGCCCCUGGGCAGGAUCUCAAAGGACAAGUCCAAGGUGUGAGGCCCCCGUGGGAGUGGUGGGCAGGUGAUGUUAGACAGGAUCCCCCAGGGUGUGCAGUGCCCAGGCUGAGGAUUGCCGGGUGCCGAGGUGGCUCCUCCUGACCGUGGCUCUGUCCAGCACACCGCUGUCCACUCUCUGCCCUGCUAGUGGCUUGUCAGCUAGCCCCAGGCACCAGGCUUCCCUGAGUGAGCCCAGCCCUCGAACCCCUGCAAAAGGUCAGAGAAGAAUGGGUGCAAAGAAGACAUUUCCGAGGCCUGCAGAUGGCUGCUUUCAGGAAGUGAAUGGGCUUCCUCUUUCUGUUCAUUUUUUCUUUAAAAUACUGCUGAGGUUUUGAGGCUCUGCCCUGAGCUCUUUGUGGCUGAAGGCUGCUUGGCCUGAGAAAGGGAUGGUCCCCACAUCUCGUGCAGUCUUGAGUCAGGGUGGUGGGGCCCUGGCAGCCUGCCCACCGGCUCUGAAACUGAAUGAGGGCGGGGGCAGAACGGCCACCAGGAUGGGGCCUCGUCCGCGUGGAGCCCAGCAGUGGAGGAAGUGGGUUGGUUGCACGUCAUGCAUUUCAACAUUGGGACCCAGCCUUCGAGAAGGAAAACGGAGAGCAGGACAGUGGAGCCAGGGCUGAAGAAAUGAAAAGAAGGGGACAGAGAGCCAGACUUUAAGCACCCUGUCUUUUGCUGGCUCUUUUCCCCAAGUGUCAGGGCAGGGCUCUCAGGCCCCACAUCAGGAACUUGCCUCCUGCUCCUCCUCUGGUAGCCGCAGGGCCCAUGGCUGAGGCAGGUGCUCUUGCUGCAUUUAUUCAAGAUGAUGGAUUUGGAUGUCCUUCUAUGAAGAAAUGCCACGUGUCUCUCCGGGCGCAAGAACAAACAUGUCCAAAUUACUGCCACCUUAGGGGACUAGGGCUUGGUGACAGCACUUCCAGGGGCAUCAGGCGUGGUCUGACCCAAGAGCAGGAAGCACAUCAUCACCAAUGACAUCAUGACAGCAAGAGAGCACAGCCCUCGCCAUGGCGCCAGGGCCCGUGCGAUGCAGCGGGCUUCCACCAUCGAUGUGGCAGCCGACAUGCUUGGCCUCUCCCUGGCAGGAAAUAUACAAGAUCCAGAUGAGCCUAUUUUAGAAUUCAGCUUAGCUUGCAGUGAGCUGCAUACGCCAUCGCUAGAUCGAAAACCAAAUAGUUUUGUGGCAGUGAGUGUGACCACCCCACCUCAGGCGUUCUGGACGAAGCACGCACAGACAGAGAUAAUCGAGGGAACCAACGAUCCUAUAUUUCUAAGCAGCAUUGCCUUUUUUCAAGACUCUCUUAUCAAUCAGAUGACACAGAUCAAACUCUCCGUGUACGAUGUCAAGGAUAGAUCUCAGGGAACAAUGUAUUUACUGGGCUCUGGCACAUUCAUUGUCAAAGACCUGCUCCAGGACAGGCGUCAUAGGUUGUAUUUAACACUAAGGUCGGCAGAGAGUGACCGCGUGGGUAACAUCACUGUGAUGGGCUGGCAGAUGGAGGAGAAGUCAGACCAGCGUCCGCCCGUGACCCGGUCUCUGGAUACUGUCAACGGGAGGAUGGUUCUGCCUGUCGACGAGAGCUUGACUGAGGCCUUGGGAAUCCGAUCCAAAUAUGCUUCCUUGCGAAAAGACACUUUACUGAAAUCGGGUAAACAGCUUCCUCCGUCCAGCUUUUGCCCCCCUUUGUUCGGCGGCGCCAUCUGCCGCAUGUACCGGUUCCCGACCACUGAGGGCAACCACCUGCGGAUCCUGGAGCAGAUGGCGGAGAGCGUGCUGUCGCUGCAUGUCCCCCGGCAGUUCGUGAAGCUCCUGCUGGAGGAGGAUGCGGCCAGGGUGUGUGAACUGGAGGAGUUGGGGGAGCUGUCCCCUUGCUGGGAGAGCCUGCGGCGCCAAAUCGUCACUCAGUACCAGACCGUCAUUCUCACAUACCAGGAGAACCUGACCGACCUCCAUCAGUACAAAGGUCCCUCGUUCAAAGCGAGCAGUUUGAAAGCAGAUAAAAAGCUAGAAUUUGUUCCCACAAACUUACACAUACAGCGGAUGAGAGUUCAAGACGAUGGAGGAUCAGAUCAGAACUACGACAUCGUCACCAUCGGAGCGCCGGCUGCACACUGCCAAGGCUUCAAGUCAGGGGGUCUCCGCAAAAAGCUGCACAAAUUUGAAGAGACCAAGAAACACACAUCAUCCAGCUGCCAGUCCAUCAUCUACAUACCACAGGACAUUGUCAGGGCCAAGGAGAUCAUCGCCCAGAUCAACACACUGAAAACCCAAGUGAGUUACUAUGCAGAGCGGCUCUCAAGGGCAGCCAAGGACAGGUCUGCCACUGGCCUCGAAAGAACCCUCGCCAUCUUGGCCGACAAGACCCGGCAGCUGGUCACCGUGUGUGACUGCAAGCUGCUCGCCACCUCCAUCCAUGGUCUGAACGCCGCCCGGCCUGACUACAUCGCCUCCAAGGCCUCACCCACCUCAACUGAGGAGGAGCAGGUGAUGCUGAGGAAUGACCAGGACACCCUCAUGGCCAGGUGGACAGGCAGGAACAGCCGGUCGUCUCUGCAGGUGGAUUGGCAUGAGGAGGAGUGGGAGAAGGUGUGGCUGAACGUGGACAAGAGCCUGGAGUGCAUCAUCCAGCGGGUGGACAAGCUGCUACAGAGGGAGCGCCUGCAGGGCGGGGGCUGUGAGGAUGGCUUCCCCUGUGCCGGCAGCUGCACCGGCAAGAAAGGUAACCGGGGCAGCCGGGCCUACUGGAUCCGACCGGAGGACCCCUUCUGCGACCUCCCCUCCUCGCCGUGCCCCUCCACCAUGCCCUCCACUGCAUGCCGCCCUCACCCAACCACACAUUGCAGUCCCCCUCCUGAAGAGGCCAGCCCAGGUGAGUGGAGCGAGGCCCUGUACCCGCUGCUGACCACCCUCACAGACUGUGUGGCCAUGAUGAGUGACAAGGCCAAGAAGGCCAUGGUCUUCCUGCUCAUGCAGGACAGCGCGCCCACCAUCGCCACCUUCCUGAGCCUGCAGUACCGCCGUGACGUGGUCUUUUGCCAGACGCUGACUGCGCUCAUCUGUGGCUUCAUCAUCAAGCUGAGGAACUGCCUGCAUGACGAUGGCUUCCUGCGGCAGCUCUACACCAUCGGGCUGCUUGCCCAGUUCGAGAGCCUGCUGAGCACCUAUGGGGAGGAGCUGGCCAUGCUGGAGGACAUGAGCCUCGGGAUCAUGGACUUGAGGAACGUGACCUUCAAAGUCACUCAGGCCACUUCUAACGCGUCCACCGACAUGCUGCCCGUCAUCACAGGAAAUCGGGACGGCUUCAACGUGCGGAUCCCCCUGCCGGGGCCCUUGUUCGAUGCCCUGCCGCGGGAGCUCCAGAGCGGGAUGCUGCUGCGGGUCCAGCCUGUGCUCUUCAAUGUGGGCAUCAAUGAGCAGCAGACGCUGGCCGAGAGGUUUGGUGACACAUCUUUACAAGAAGUUAUCAACGUGGAGAGUUUGGUGCGGUUAAAUUCCUACUUCGAGCAGUUCAAGGAAGUUUUGCCUGAGGAUUGCCUACCUCGAUCUCGGAGCCAGACGUGCCUGCCAGAGCUGCUGCGCUUCCUGGGUCAGAACGUGCACGCCAGGAAGAACAAGAACGUCGACAUCCUCUGGCAGGCUGCCGAGAUCUGCCGCCGCCUUAAUGGGGUCCGGUUCACCAGCUGCAAGAGCGCCAAGGACCGCACGGCCAUGUCGGUGACGCUGGAGCAGUGCCUGAUACUGCAGCACGAGCACGGCAUGGCCCCACAGGUCUUCACCCAGGCCCUGGAGUGCAUGCGCAGCAUUGGAACACGGGAGGUAGUCACCCAGAAGAACUUGAGCGGCCUGGUGCCCAUCCGAGACUUAAGGCUAGACCCCAGCCUCCUCUGUUCCAUCCCUUUACUGGCUCUGAGCCCCAAUCUACUGAUUGUGUGGCUCUUUCUGAGCAUAGCAUACCUGGUGGCCAAAUUGCGUUGCAAAUGAGUAUCAUUAUGAAAAUUAAUAAAGUCACAAGAAAAACAAAAGUGCCAGAACAUGUCCAGCCACCAAGUACCUAACUGGACAGAAGGAAUGUGUCAGAGCAUGGUCUGCCACGAGAUAUUUCAUGCCUUACAGUUUGACAUUUUGUUGUUCUGAACUGUAAAUACCUGCCAGAUUAUCUCACCAAGAGGACGUGUUCGUUUAAAUUCUGUCGAGUUUUCAGUGCUUGUACCAUGUUCUUACCGAGCCCUGUUACUGCGUUGUUUAGCUGGCCUAGAAUUACUUGUACCAAAUCUCUUACCUUCUGAUGUGAAACUAUUUAUUACCUGUAUAUCUCAUGUGCCCUGUUUCCUAGAGAAAGGAAAUCUGUCUGAAAAGAAUUUGUAUAUUUGAUACUAUCCUUUAAAUGUACUGCUAACCUUUCCUUUCCUUUGGAAGAGAAAUGAAAAGGAUAGAUGGCUUUUCUAACUGGCUCAUCUAGAUAAACCUAUUUAAUAGGACAUGUACUUUCUGCUUUCAUUUCAAAGCGUAGUCCCUGAAAUUACAGUAGCAAACAGUUUGCAGAAUCAUUACAUUUCCUUGCUUAUGUUAUUAUUUCCAAGUUGAGAUGACACAAAGCUGUGACUACAGUAGCUCACUGUACCAAAUCAGGCACAAAAAAUAACAUACUGCAUGUGACUUUAAAACUCCUCUUUUAAAUCUCUAAGGUUCAUUACACUGAUCCAGGAACUAAUGGAUUAAAGUUAUAUACAUUUAUUUUUUUUUAAAUAGCACUUUUCAUUAAAAAACAAACACACCUCUCUUACAAAUCAAAUGUGGUUAAUAAUAACAACAAAAAGAGUAUAUCAAAAUUUCCCCCAAAAAUGCGGCCUAACUUUUGGGGCAGUCGUGCCCGAUGGAGCUGUGAGAGAGAAAAGGUUGCUUUGGGUUCUGCUCUUAUCACCCUGCAUUUAACAUAGCCGGGUCUAAAACGGGGGCACCUGUAAACCUGGCAUCCCGUGGGGAAGGAGGCCAAGGCAGGGCCUCUCAGAGCAGCAGCAAAAGCUGGGAAACCCCACGGAUCCUGUAUGGAAAAGGGAGGCGGCUUGUGUUCCUGCUCAGAUCUCCUUGUGCUUCUGUUAUGGAAGUGGAUUUUCUUUCCCCAGUCUAGAAACACUGGAGUGAAUUUAGAGAAGCAUGUCUUUUCCAGAAACUUGACGCCCAAGCAUGCGCCCAAACCCAGCCCACUGCAAAAUCUGGCCUCUCCAUUCUCACCCCCAGGCUCGCAGAACUUCCUCUGGGGUUUCUCUGGUUUGGCCUCAGAUCUGAGUCUGGGUUCUGAAAGUUGUAGGAGCAGUUAGCAGGCUUUAAAUUCUGAGAUAGAAGGUGAUCCUCCUCACAGCCCUUGUCCUGGACACCCUGGGCACUGCAGGAGCCUGUGGCAGGUGUCACCUGAAGCUGAGGCCCCUUCUCCUCACAAGUGCAGUGUGGUCACUGUCUUUUCUUGAAUAAGUCAGGUGGCAGCCCUGCUCUCGGCCAUCCUUCAGGGGGAGACUCACCAAAUGCCAUGUGAUAGGUGGUGGCAGGUUGUAGCCACAUGGCAGUAGUCAGAGGUGAGGUCCCAUCCUGCCUGUGACUCUUGGAGAACUGUGUCCACCAUUGUCCUUGUCUACCUGGAGGUGUACACACUGACUCUCUGAGACGUCCUUGUACUGGAAGGAGGGCAAGCAGGGUCCACCGUUCGUGUUCUACAGCUCCCAGCCCUGCUCUGGGUCAAGCCCUCCAGCUGCCCUUUCGGGGAGGGGGGAGGAGAAACUCCCCGGCUCCAUGCCCACCUCCAGGCAGGCAGAGAGCAUGUGCAGAUGAGGGGGGCCCUUCUGACCACAUCCCCUCCUCUUUCUGGGCCUACCUCCCAGCACAGGGGCCGUGGCCAGCUAGACAAGCCCUGCCCAGGGGCCCCACAUGGCCUUCUCCUUCCCACCCCAGCCGCAGCUGCCCGGGUAUCAGCAGGGUUUCCUGCCCCUCACAGGUGUGGCUCCUAAGAUGGGAGAGAAAUAGAUGGAAGUAGAGAGGAUAAGGUUCUGGGUUUUUCUCUUCAGGGUCAAAAGAGGGUAUAGUCUCACUCUGCAGUCACAAGGCCAGGUAGAGAGACACUGGGAGAUCCACCGAGGCUGUGUGUGGGGUGGUUCUUGUCUGAGAAAGGCAUGCUUGCCCUUUGAGCUGGGUUUUAAUGUCACUAAGGCCUUAAGAAAUCAAGCUAAGUAUGCAUUUGAAAUCUUUUUUGCUUUAGUAAGAAACAGGCAGUAUAAAACAAAGAUGGGGAGAUGAUUCAAGAAAGGGGAGCCAUGGAUACCUGGUGAGGGUUUUCAGGUUGCUUCUAAGCUAAUGCUAGUACCGAGACAUCCUAGUUCAGGGUCACUAAGGCAUUGCUGUGUCCAGGAGUUCUACAGAGGAAGAUCCCUACCAGAAAGAGGAAAUCAGAGGUGUCAUUUGGGGUUUCAGUUCUAAUUUUUUAUUUCAAAAAAAAAAUAUGUCCCUGAAAUAAUUUAUCUAUAUUAAAAAUCAUAUAGCUUUAGAAUAAUUAAAUCCCUCUUUCUCAAAUCUAUCCAAGACCUUCUCAGGGUGCAUUAUGGUGACUCCUAAAAAUUAUGCAGCCAGCGUGUGAUGGGUGGAGCUGUUCUACCUUAGGAUGGAGCUGGUCUCUGGCAGGAAAUGCCAGGUCCCCCGGCCCAGCCUCUCUUCUGUCCACACCCGAGUCCCACACACCAAGCCAGAUCUUGUGCAGACAUGGGGUGAUAAGAGCCAGCAUGCACGCAGCCUCAUUAUUAGAUCCUGUAAAUUCAAACCAAAUUCAGACUUUGGAAAGAAAGUAAGCACAAUUUGGUUUUAAAAAACUGAAACAAAAGUGUAUAAUUUCAUGUAUAGUUUAUUCAGCCAGCUAAACCAGUAAUUAGCCUCUUUAACAUGUAAAUAAAAAAUAAUGUUGAAGUUCACAAGUUAUUCUUCUUUGUUCUUCAAAGCAGUUGAACACUUACUAGUGUGAGAGGUGGUUUUUGAGAAGUGUGUAUGUUUCUUUGUAAGUGGAGAAGCCAUAUCUGAAAUAGUCCUGUACUGUAAGAGCUUCCAAAGAUUAAGAAGAACCUCUGUAGCUUCUGCUCUAAAUGGAGUAUUUUUUUCUGAUUAUUGGAUGUUAAAUCAACGUGAUCUUUCCUCACCCGAGGGGCUCCCUGCUCACGUGGCCUAGGUGUUCUGCUUAGAUGACACACCUCUAGCUGAGGGCUUUGAGGCUCUGGUGACAGGAACGCAUAUCCGUGUUAUGAAAUUACUUAAUAACAAGCAGGUGGCUACUUUUCUAAAAUACUGGAGUUUAUCUUUUGAAUAAAAUGACUGUCUUACCAAAAAUAUUUUACAUGUUCUGGAUAAUGA